Molecule: messenger RNA, 273 nt
Organism: Plasmodium yoelii
Lineage: Eukaryota; Apicomplexa; Aconoidasida; Haemosporida; Plasmodiidae
Source: the annotation of a RefSeq genome assembly
AUGAUUAAAUUAUAUUGGUUAAAAGUGUCGUUAAAUAAUAAAUAUAUAUUUAUUAAUUUAAAUAAUAAAUAUAAUAAUAAAAAUAUUGUAUUAAAUAUAUAUAAUAAAAAUUUAUAUAUUUAUAAAAAAUUAUUAAAUUUAUAUAUAAAAAUAUAUAAUGGAUAUAAAUUUAUACCUAUUUAUAUAAAUAAAUAUAAAUUAUAUAAAAAAGUAGGUAAUUUUAUAUAUACAAAAUAUAUAAAAUAUAAUAUAAAAGAAUUAGCGUUAAAUUAA